UGCGAUGCGUGACCACUCAGCGUCGCUUGCUCGCUGCCCUUUCGAUUGUACUUCUAGAACUGGCUGCUGGAGAUCCAAGAGCCCAGAUUGUCAAUAGGACAUGCUCGCACGUGCCCGGGCACAACACCACUGUCUUCGUACCCAACUUUGUGGCUACCAUGGAGAACAUCAGCAACCAGAUGAGGACAUCUGGCUUCGGCCUUGCAACGAUCGGGUCAGGGCCUGACGCUAGCUACGCCCUCUCUCAGUGCUAUGGAGACCUCUCCUUGCUCGACUGUGUCCUGUGCUACGCGGAAGCACGUUCCGCUCUUCCACAGUGCUACCCUUACAACAGCGGCCGCAUAUUCCUGGAUGGAUGCUUCAUGAGAGGAGAGAACUAUAGCUUCUUUCAAGAGUACACAGGUCCUCAGGAUGCCAGAGUGUGCGGGAAUGUCACACGGAAGAGCGCCACCUUUUAUGAUUCAGUGAGACAGGCCGUGGCAAAGGCUGUGGUGAGGGCGCCAAACAACGAUGGCUAUGCGCGUGCCGAAGUGGUGCUGGGGACAGCCAAUGAAUCGGCUUACUUGCUGGCCAAUUGCUGGAGGACAUUGAACGCCACUUCUUGCAGGGCAUGCUUGGAGAAUGCGUCAAGGUCGAUAUUGGGGUGCUUGCCCCGGUCGGAGGGGAGGGCAUUAAACACGGGUUGCUUCAUGAGGUACUCCGACACAAAUUUCCUCAAUAAGGAACCAGGAAAGGGGAGUAAGAAAGGAACCAUAAUAGCGCUGACAGUUCCGGUUGUGAGUGCCCUGGUUGUCUUGGCAGUUGGAAUAACAAUAGUGUACUUUGUCUGGAAGCACAAAUACGUUCAAAAGAAAAGAAAAGGCUCUGAUGAUGCAGAGAAGUUUGUCAAGAUACUUCACGACAGUAGCUUGAACUUCAAAUACUCUACCCUCGAGAAGGCCACCGAAUCAUUUGACAGCGCCAACAAGCUCGGCCAAGGAGGAUUUGGCACUGUCUAUAAGGGAGUUCUUCCUGACGGAAGGGAGAUAGCUGUGAAAAGGCUCUUCUUCAACACUAGGCAAAGAGUGGCUGAAUUCUACAAUGAAGUGAACAUUAUAAGCAGGGUGGAGCACAAAAAUCUGGUCAGAUUGUUGGGAUGUAGUUUUUCUGGACCUGACAGCCUUCUUGUCUAUGAGUUCCUCCCCAACAAGAGUCUUGACAAUUUCAUUUUCGAUACAAACAGAGGAAAGGCAUUAAGUUGGGAAAAGAGAGUGGAUAUUAUGGUUGGGACUGCAGAGGGUUUGGUAUACCUUCACGAAAGCUCCAAGAUAAUUCACAGGGACAUAAAAGCGAGUAAUAUCUUGUUGGACUCCAGAUUCCGUGCUAAAAUAGCCGACUUUGGAUUGGCCAGAUCUUUCCAGGAAGAUAAGAGUCACAUCAGCACAGCCAUUGCGGGAACACUGGGAUAUAUGGCUCCAGAGUACCUGGCACGUGGUCAGCUUACAGAAAAAGCAGAUGUCUACAGCUAUGGCGUUCUCUUGCUAGAGAAUGUCACAGGAAUACAGAACAACAGAAGCAAAACCUCAGAAUACUCGGACAGCCUCGUUCAAAUUGCAUGGAACCAUUUCCAAGCAAACAGAGUGGAGGAGCUUUUCGACCCGAACUUGAUGUUACAUAACUACCCCGACAGCAACAUCAAGAAUGAGGUCUCAAGAGUCGUCCAUAUAGGACUGUUGUGCAUGCAAGAGGCUCCUUCUUUGCGGCCAAAGAUGUCUAAAGCAUUGGAGAUGCUAACAAAGAAGGAUGAAGAACUCCCACCAACCACGAAUCCCCCUUUCAUAGAUGAAAGGACAAUGACGCUCAACGACAUGUGUAAGGAGCAAUCUUUUCCACCAACCCCAAAGACAUUGGACUCGGUCGCCACCAUAUCAAACAGUUCCUUCGAGGCUAGGUGAACCGUGGAUAUCUAUUAGUGGGCAGUAUUUCACCUGACUAAUAAAGACAUGCGAGAGAAGAUUUUAGUAGAUGUUGAUGUAUCCCAACAGAACCAACUGCGGGGACUAUGGGCGGGUCAACAAUGGGCACGCACUGUUGUGGUCGUGAAUCGAAAUGGAUCGAAUCUCU
Messenger RNA from Eucalyptus grandis, 2103 nucleotides. RefSeq names its product cysteine-rich receptor-like protein kinase 2. Bases 159 to 1934 code for a protein of 591 amino acids. Gene Ontology annotation, biological process: protein phosphorylation. The transcript is spliced from 7 exons. The record is from RefSeq and is a predicted model, not a curated record. NCBI's taxonomy places the organism in Eukaryota, Viridiplantae, Streptophyta, Magnoliopsida, Myrtales, Myrtaceae. Gene Ontology annotation, molecular function: ATP binding; protein kinase activity.